Messenger RNA from Zea mays, 1559 nucleotides. RefSeq names its product tuliposide A-converting enzyme 1, chloroplastic. Bases 256 to 1323 code for a protein of 355 amino acids. Lineage: Eukaryota; Viridiplantae; Streptophyta; Magnoliopsida; Poales; Poaceae. The transcript has a single exon. Gene Ontology annotation, molecular function: hydrolase activity. The record is from RefSeq and is a predicted model, not a curated record.
CAAGCGCGUGCUCCGGCCCGGCGCAUUGACCACAAACCGUCGCCGGCCACGCCGGCAUCGUCACGCACACCACCGGUCGCGUCCCGCACCACCGGCAGCCCGUGGCGUGCCCAGGCCUCACAUUUUAGUGCGCGCCGUGGCGACCGGGCCCCAUCGUUCACCGAACCGGUGCUUCUCCGUGCAUAUAUAUAUAAGCGAGCGAGCCCCGGCCGGGCGGCAUCACAGCACAGCAGUGCGCCGUCAUUCAUCGCUGCCAUGGCUUCCCCUGUCCUGCUCGUCGCCGCGCUCUGCUCUCUCUUCGCGCUGCUCGGAGCGGCGGGGGAGCCGGCGAGGGGAGCGGCGGCGGAAGCUUCGGCACUCCGCAGCAAGGCGGCCACGGACCCCAACACGGAGGUGAAGUUCGACUUCACGCCGUUCCUGAUCCAGUACAAGAGCGGCCGCGUGCACCGGUUCAUGGGCACGUCGUUCGUCCCGGCGUCCGUGGACCCGCGCACCGGGGUGGCUUCCAGGGACGUGGUCGUGGACCACGGGACGGGCCUCGCGGUGCGGCUGUACCGGCCUAGCCGCCAAGCCGUCGCCGGCGGCGCCGGCGGCAGGCUCCCCGUGCUGGUGUACUUCCACGGCGGCGCGUUCGUGGUCGAGUCGGCGUUCGACCCCGUGUACCACGGCUACCUGAACGCGCUGACGGCCAAGGCCGGGGUCAUCGCGGUGUCGGUGAACUACCGCCUGGCGCCGGAGCACCCGCUCCCGGCGGCGUACGAGGACGCGUGGGCGGCGCUGGCGUGGGUGGUCGCGAACGCGAACGCGAACGCGCGGCGCGGCGGGGCCGGGGCCGGGGACCCCUGGCUGUCCAGGCACGGCGACGCGUCCCGCCUGUUCCUCGCCGGCGACAGCGCCGGCGGCAACAUCGCGCAGAACCUGGCGAUGCGCGCGGCGGGGCAGCAGCAGAGGAUCAGGGGGCUGGCGCUGCUGGACCCCUACUUCCUGGGGCGGUACGUGGGCGGGGGCGCGGCGCGCGCGUGGGACUUCAUCUGCGCGGGAAGGUACGGGAUGGACCACCCGUACGUGGACCCGAUGGCGCUGCCGGCGGAGGUGCUGCGGCGGCUGCCGUCGCCGCGGGUGCUGAUGACGGUGUCGGAGCAGGACCGGCUCGGGCCGUUCCAGCGCGCGUACGUGGACGCGCUCCGGGGCAGCGGGUGGCGCGGGCGGGCGCGCCUGUACGUGACGCCCGGCGAGGGCCACUGCUACUUCCUCAACAACCUCGCCUCGCCCAAGGCCGCCAUGCACAUGGCCACGCUCGCCGCGUUCAUCAACGGCAGCUGAUAGAUUGUCGGCAGCGUGGUAGUGCUGCUCACCCGAUCGAUCAGCCAGCCCUCUGUACGUAGCUAUAGUGGUCUGUCUAUCUCACUGGUGAGUGGAGACAUCUGUAACCACCAUACCGUAUACUGUAUUUUGUCAGUGGCCGCCCGAGAGAGAGGUGUUUAGCAUGCAUGUUAUGUAAUACUACGCGCACGUUUUUUUCUCCUUGUCUGUAACCGCAGUGACAUGUAAUUUUCCCA